This is a messenger RNA of Nicotiana tabacum (common tobacco), 376 nucleotides long. The record is from RefSeq and is a predicted model, not a curated record. Lineage: Eukaryota; Viridiplantae; Streptophyta; Magnoliopsida; Solanales; Solanaceae.
GGAGAAGAAGAAAUUGAGUUCAGCUUCACCAGCUGGGAAGUUUGGACGAGGGCGUCAAGCGGCUGCUGCUUGUUCUGAAAUUGUAAGGUUUUCUACCAAGGCUUGUGGAGAGAUGGGGCGUAUUCCAAAUGAAUGGGCUCGAUGUAUUCUGCCGUUGGUGAGGGAUAAGAAGAUUAGAAUUGAAGGGUGUUGCAAAUCAGCUCCUAAUAUAUUGGCGAUUAUGGACUCUGUUCUUUUGUCCGUCAGAGUGUAUAUUAAUAGCUCCAUGUUCCAUAAAAGCCAUCAGACAUCACUAAAGGCUAGAUCUACAGAUGAUACAGUUGUUCACCCCCUUCCAACUUUGUUCCAUUUGCUCGGACUUACUCCUUUUAAGAAG